AUGGCCGCUUGUCGGUCAAUUGCCCGUUCUAUCCCCGCUCUCCGCGCAGUUCCCCGCACGCCGACGGUGACCGCUAGAGCUGCAUCUUCAGCCCGAUCUAUUACCUCUGCUUCUCCCCUUUCCAUCUCCUCUCGCAGAAUAACCAUGGCCCCUUCAUCUCUUUCUGCAACUCGUCGUUUGCACGCAACAACUCAUAAAUUUGCCCCUUCAACCACCUCGGCUGUGUCAACCGCUACGGAAUACCCAACAAGCCACCAAAAGAUCACCAACCCAAUCGACACCGCCAAUUUUAUCGAUAACCAGUUUGUGGCAUCCAAGGCUACAAAAUGGAUUGACCUCCAUGACCCUGCCACCAACAACCUGGUCACCCGUGUGCCCCAGAGCACAAAUGAGGAGCUCAAGGCCGCUGUGGAGUCGGCCCAGAAAGCCUUCCCCGCUUGGCGGGCAACUAGUAUUAUGGCCCGCCAGCAAAUCCUGUUCAAGUUUACUAGCCUUAUCCGUGAACACUGGGACCGACUGGCUGCCUCUAUUACCCUGGAACAGGGUAAGACCGUCGCUGAUGCCAAGGGUGAUGUUCUCCGUGGCUUGCAAGUCGCCGAAACUGCCUGCGGCAUCACUACCCAGAUGACUGGUGAGGUACUAGAGGUGGCCAAGGACAUGGAAACAAGAAGCUACCGGGAGCCUCUGGGUGUCGUGGCUGCUAUCUGCCCCUUCAACUUCCCCGCGAUGAUUCCCCUGUGGUGCAUUCCAGUUGCCACCGCAACUGGUAACUGCCUGGUCAUGAAGCCUUCCGAGCGUGACCCUGGUGCUGCCAUGAUCCUGGCAGAGCUUGCCGCCGAGGCCGGUUUCCCACCCGGUGUUAUCAACAUCAUCCACGGCUCUGCCCCUACUGUGGACUUUAUCCUUGAUGAGCCUGCUAUUAAGGCCAUCAGCUUUGUUGGCAGCAACCGUGCUGGUGAGUACAUCUACACUCGUGGCUCUGCGAACGGCAAGCGUGUGCAGGCCAACCUGGGCGCCAAGAACCACGCUGCUGUCCUGCCAGACGCCAACAAAAACCAGUCUCUCAACGCGAUUGUUGGCGCCGCCUUUGGUGCCGCUGGCCAGCGUUGUAUGGCACUGAGCACUUGCCUCAUGGUUGCCGAGACUAAGGAGUGGCUGCCCGAGAUCGCUGAGCGGGCCAAGGCUCUGAGUGUGAACGGUGGCUUUGAGGAGGGCGCCGACCUUGGCCCUGUGAUUAGCCCCGAGAGCAAGAAGCGCAUCGAGGAUCUAAUUGCCAGUGCCGAGGAGGAGGGUGCAACCAUUCUUCUUGAUGGCCGUGGCUACAAGCCCGAGGGUUAUCCCAAUGGCAACUUCGUUGGCCCUACCAUUAUCACCAACGUCACUCCCGACAUGAAAUGCUACAAGGAGGAGAUCUUUGGACCUGUCCUUGUCUGCCUGAACGUCGAGACCCUCGAUGACGCCAUCAACACAAUCAAUGCCAAUGAAUACGGCAACGGUGCCGCCAUCUUCACUCGCUCUGGCUCAACCGCCUCCAGAUUCCAGAAAGAGUGCGAGGCUGGCCAGCUUGGCAUUAACGUGCCCAUCCCUGUCCCUCUCCCCAUGUUCUCUUUCACCGGUAACAAGAAGAGUAUUGCCGGCGGUGGUGCAAACACCUUCUACGGCAAGCCCGGAUUGCAGUUCUAUACCCAGCAGAAGACUGUGACCAGCUUGUGGAAGAGCGAGGAUGCCGUCAGCACCAAGGCUAGCGUGGUGAUGCCUACUCACUCCUAA
Molecule: messenger RNA, 1770 nt
Organism: Penicillium soppii
Lineage: Eukaryota; Fungi; Ascomycota; Eurotiomycetes; Eurotiales; Aspergillaceae
Product: CoA-acylating methylmalonate-semialdehyde dehydrogenase
Exons: 3
Coding region: 1-1770 (589 amino acids)
Biological process (GO): L-valine catabolic process; thymine catabolic process
Cellular component (GO): mitochondrion
Molecular function (GO): methylmalonate-semialdehyde dehydrogenase (acylating, NAD+) activity; malonate-semialdehyde dehydrogenase (acetylating, [NAD(P)+]) activity
Source: RefSeq, a predicted model, not a curated record